Anopheles cruzii is the source of this 1998-nucleotide messenger RNA. RefSeq names its product chromatin-remodeling complex ATPase chain Iswi-like. Bases 1 to 1998 code for a protein of 665 amino acids. Gene Ontology annotation, biological process: positive regulation of transcription by RNA polymerase II. Gene Ontology annotation, molecular function: ATP-dependent chromatin remodeler activity; ATP binding; DNA binding. The transcript is spliced from 3 exons. The record is from RefSeq and is a predicted model, not a curated record. NCBI's taxonomy places the organism in Eukaryota, Metazoa, Arthropoda, Insecta, Diptera, Culicidae. Gene Ontology annotation, cellular component: nucleus.
AUGGAUAAAGAAAAUGUACCCGUUGAGCCGAUCACAAUGGACGAUAAAGCACAAGAAGAACAGGCCUUCCGCGACAUGAGAGAUAAACAACGGGUAAAACAGCUAGAAUCUCUCGAGCAAAAGCUUUCAGCAUUUUCCCAUUUUUCGCGGAGUAAAUACGAAGCAGUGACUCACAAGCGAAGAGGCCGCCCCUUGGCGGCGAAUCGUGAUCGUGAUAGUGAUCGUGAUCUCAACAAAGGACGACAAGAUUUGGCGAACAAUAAUGGAACAAGCAACAUCUAUCGGUUCGAAUCGUCUCCAUCGUUCAUCAACGGACAAAUGCACGAUUACCAGAUCGAGGGCCUUAAUUGGCUGAUUUUGCUGCAUCAGAGCGGUCUGAACGGUAUAUUGGCGGACGAGAUGGGCUUGGGAAAAACCAUUCAAUCCAUCUCCAUGAUAGGCUAUUUAAUGUACAUCCGCAAGGUUAAGGGCCCGUUUCUGGUAGUGGCUCCCCUUCGCACGGUUGACAAUUGGAUGAAAGAAUUUGCCAUGUUUAUGCCGUCGGCCAGGGUGCUGCGGGCGCACGCUAUCGACAAAGGGAAACAACCCGUUUUUAGUACGCUUCGUGCGGCAAAAACGUGGGACGUGGCGGUCACGAGCUACGAAUUUAUAAGAGACUAUCGAGCUUAUUUUGGCAAACUGAACUGGACCUAUGCCAUUCUGGACGAAGGACAUCGGGCGAAGAAUGAAUCUACGCGUUUCUCGAGAGAGUUUUCCAAAUGCAACAUUGCCAGUAUGAUACUCCUGACGGGCACGCCGGUCCAUAACAAUUUACACGAGCUGUGGGCGUUACUCAACCUCAUGAUGCCAUCCUUCUUUAACAACGCCGACCACUUCAAUAGCUGGUUUGAAGUCGAAAACUGUAUCGAUCCGCACCACGAACAAACGAUUCGACUGAAGAAUCUUCUCAAGCAGCUCAUGCUGCGAAGAACGAAAGACGAGUUGAAAACCGCCAUCCCGCCGAAGGUACACAUACUAAUUAGCAUGCCACCGACCAGAGAAAUGUUGAUCUGGACACGUAAUGUGUUGGACCGCAAACUGACGCAAAUCACUGGACUUGGACUGCAAGCGUCGUUGCCAGUUAGACAAGUAUUGACAUUCCUGCGUCAAGCUGUGCUACACCCGUACUUGAUUCCCGGCGCCGAACCAGUCGAGGAGGUACUAGUGACGCAGGCAAUCGUCGAUUAUAGCCCAAAAAUGAUCGUGCUCGAUCGCUUGCUAGAAAAGCUGUUCCAGCGCGGUUCCAAAGUGCUAAUCUUUUCACAGUUCGUAAAAAUUAUAAGAAUCCUGCAGGAUUAUAUGGACUGGCGUGGCUACGAAUACUGCGUGCUAACUGGGAAGGAUAAAGAUAAUCAGGAACAGAUUGACGAAUUCUCACGACCUGGGUCGAAGUAUUUCGUCUUUCUAAUCAGCACACGGGCCGGUGGCUUGGGUAUCAAUCUCGUCACUGCCGAUACAGUUAUCUUCUACGACAUAGACUAUAAUCCGCAGAUGGACUAUCAGGCGGAGGAUCGAGCGCAUCGUUUCGGCCAACGAAGUAAGGUGCAUAUUAUUCGGCUGAUCGUUCGUGGCUCGGUCGAGGAAUCUAUGUAUUCGAUAGCCGAGAGAAAGAAGCUGCUGGAUGCAUCGGUUAUUAGACAAGCGCUGACGAAAAAAGAGCAAAUUGCAGCUGUCGAUUACCAGAGAAAACUGUUGUCAACCGUAGGCGUCAUCGAUGUGCAGAACGCACAGCAGCAGGUAGAUAAGCUGAUUCACGACAUGGGACCACUGGUUCCCUGGGCCAUCGAUGAAGGUAAAAGCGAACUUCAGGACAAUUGCACCAUCGUUGUGUCUGGCAAUCCGUGCCUGCCCCCAAUUGAUUUAGACUACACAGCUGCCACCGGCAAAAGAAAGGCCGACGAAGAUUUGAUCCUGACCGGCAAACGAACGCGCGGCCGCAUUGACUACUUCUCUAGCUAA